AGAAAUCCCUUUAUUUAUGAAACCAGAACUUAUCCCUAUGACAGAUCCAUUAGAUUUUAUUAUGAUACCUGUUGAUCAAAAUAAAUCGUUUCAAUCUCGAAUUGGGAAUCCUUUUUUGGAGGAAACAGCAUCUAAUAUUGGGAAGUAAUAGAAAUUAAAUACGAAAGAAAAAUAGCACUAUUCGGAACAAAAUAUGAAAAUUUCAUAUGUUCUCUUUUCAGUAGUCAAUAUAGAUUUUAUUUUGAUGUUGAUAAUCAAUAUAUACUACGUAAAUUAUCCUUAUUGCAUACACCAAUUAUUUAUAGAGGGGAUUGGACAUUAAGUAUAAUUCAUUUGAUAUUCUAGGUAAUGAGACAUCAAGUGUUUCUAUAACCAAAAAUAUGCAUGCUCCUGAUCUCUAUUUACCUUUAAUGGGCUUGGUUACUUUAGUUUUAUUAUAAUGUUUAAAUAUUGGAAUAAACAAUGCUCCCUAAUAUAUUUCAAUAUAUAUGAUCAAUUCAUUUUGGAAAUGCCUCAUAAUUUCAUCCAUAGAGGUAGCUUUAAUGCGAAUUUUGUUUUUUUUAUUUGGCAAUUUAAAAGUGAGCAUUAUUGAUUUGGUUUCGAUUUCGAAUUACAGAUAUUGCAGGUAUUAUUAUAAUGAUUUUUAAGUCUAACCACUCUAUUCAUUUUUAAUCUAAUCACGUAUCAUAUAUUUUGGACAGUUGGAACAAUGUAUAUUUUGUUAAGUUAAGCUGUGUUUGUCUAUAAAUCAACAUAAAUUUGUAUUGAACAAUAAAUUCAAAGUACAUAUUUUUUCAUUAUUAAGAAUGUGAGAAUAGUUUUGAACCCACUUUAGCGUUAUUCUUAUCUUUAUUAUAAGUUGGGUGCUCAUGUUUAAUUUUUUACAUUUUAUGA
Molecule: messenger RNA, 894 nt
Organism: Paramecium octaurelia
Lineage: Eukaryota; Ciliophora; Oligohymenophorea; Peniculida; Parameciidae
Source: the annotation of a GenBank genome assembly